This is a messenger RNA of Diceros bicornis minor, 3330 nucleotides long. It is a transcript of the gene RGSL1, whose product is annotated as regulator of G protein signaling like 1. The transcript is spliced from 23 exons. NCBI's taxonomy places the organism in Eukaryota, Metazoa, Chordata, Mammalia, Perissodactyla, Rhinocerotidae. Bases 1 to 3330 code for a protein of 1109 amino acids. The record is from RefSeq and is a predicted model, not a curated record.
AUGAGCAAUGCUGAGAUAAUCGGUUCUACGAAUCUUAUAAUUCUGCUAGAGGAUGAAAUCUUUGCUGAUUUUUUCAACACAUUUCUUUCUCUCCCGGUCUUUGGUCAGACACCAUUUUACACUGUUGACAAUUCAGAGUGGAGCUUGUGGCCAGAAAUGCCCUAUGACUUGAUUGCAAAGUACAAAGGAUUAUUGACCUGGUUGGAAAAAUAUCGGUUACCUUUCUUCUGUAAAACCAACUUGUGUUUCCAUUACGUUCUCUGUCAGGAGCUCGUCAGUUUUGUUAACUCACCAGAAGGAGCCAAGAUGAUGAGAUGGAAAAAGGCAGACCAGUGGCUACUCCAGAAAUGCAUUGGUGGGGUCAGAAGGAUGUGGCGCUUCUAUACCUACCUCAAGGGCGGUGCAGGUGAAGAGCUGGUGGACUUCUGGAUCCUUGCUGAGAAGAUCUUGAGUAUAGAUGAGAUGGAUCUGGAAGUGAGAGACUACUACCUGUCCCUUCUCCUUGUGCUGAAGGCCACGCAUCUGCAGGAGGGCUCAAGAGUGGUGACUCUCUGCAACAUGAACAUCAAGUCCCUCUUGAACCUCUCCACCUGGCAUCCCAACCAGUCAACCACCAGGAGGGAGAUCCUGAGCCACAUGCAGAAAGUGGCUCUAUUCAAACUCCGGAGCUAUUGGCUCCCCAACUUUUACACCCAUGCCAAGACGAUCAUGGCCAAGGAGGAAUCGUGCCAAGGUCUGAUGCAGGAAUAUGAGACUCGCCUGUGCAGUAUUUGCUAUACCCACGUAGAAGGGCUCCCUCUGAACAUGAGCAUCAAGAAGUGCCACCACCCCCAGAAGCGGUACUCAAGCAGGAAGACCAAGAGGAAGAUAUGGCAAUUGAUAGACCAUGGCUCUUGGUGUCUGGAAAUGGAUACCAAGCCAGACACCAACACUACGCUUCCCCAGGAGAUGUGUCUUCAGGAGAAGGUAGUUUUAGAAAUGCCUUCCCCGAAAGUGACCUCUUCAGAGGAGAGAAUAAUCAGUUCCCUGGAAAAGGAUAUUUUCCGUUCUAGGAAGUCCAACAUGAAGGAGAAAGCCAAGAGCCACCACCACAUGCAGGGCCUCUUCGAGACAAAGUUCUCUACCCGCCUGAGGACUAUCACCCCCAUCAUUAGUGCCUCGCCCCAGGUAAUAAUCAAGAAGGCCAUCAAGCAAAGCCUCACUUUGGGGUACACCCACUGGGCCUUGCGUGCUGAUGCCUGUGCAGGGAGUCCCUUCCGGGACUACCUUAAGAAGCUGAAUUUGAAAGUGGAGACCCAACUCCUGGACCUCUGGCAGGACCUGCACCAUUUCCUCAGUGUCCUGGUGAGUAACAGGAAGACCGGGAAUGCUGUCUUUCGGCACAUGCUGGGCAACCGAAUCUGUGAGCUCUACCUGAAUGAGCAGAUUGAUCCAUGCCUACCACUCAAAUCCAAAACCAUGGAAGGCCUGAAGGAGCUGCUGCCUUCUGGAGAUAUGAGCCCCUGGAUUCCCAGAGCCCAGAAGGAGAUCUGCAAGAUGCUCAGCCCCCGGUAUGAUGAAUUCCUGGAUGAAGAGGACUGCUGGUUUCUCACUUUUACAACGGAGACCAGGUUCAUCAGCACCAGGUGGCGUAAAAGAGAAUCUAUAAGCAAAGAAGAGAAGAUUCUUCUUUAUAAGAGGUUUGAGGCAUCUCUGGAGUUAAGCCAAGGUUUGGCUAACAUGGAAGAAAUGGAUUCUAUGCAGUGGCAAAAGAUAGCUACUGAGGACCUGAGACAAGGCGGGUCUCUCCAGGUAGAACCGAAGUCUCCAGUGUUUCUGGCAGAGAUAGAGAAAAUGUCCUUUGAGGAACUCUGCUGUAAGUAUCCAAAGGUGGCUAUAGAGAAGAUCAGCGAUGACUACAAAAUAUAUUGUGAAAAAGCACCUAAAAGAGAUUUUACAGUGGAAAUUGACAGAGAACCAAGGAUGCUUUCAUCCUUACACAGGAAAAUGUCCUUCCCUAGAAGAAUUGGUGUAAGGAAGCCUUCAGUGAGACCCAGAAACUUGACAGAAGUCCUCCUAAAUACACACCACUUGGAGUUCUUCAGGGAGUUCCUCAAAGAAAGGAAGGCCGAAAGCCCGUUGCAAUUCCUGGUAGCUAUACAGCAGAUCAGUAUUGAGACAAAUGAAAAGAUUUAUAAAUCUCUCGCUGAAAAUAUAAUUAAGACUUUCUUCCACAGCAAAGUCUCUCCUGAAGAAAAGCUGCAGUGCAAUGCCCCUGUCAUCAAAGAAAUCUCUAACAUGCGUAAUGUCAGCACAACCACAUUGUUAAUGCUCCAAAGCUAUGUCAUGAAAUCUCUGGAAGAAAAGUGGUUUAAAGAUUACCAAGAGCUGUUCCCACCUUGUCUUCAGGAGGAGGCAACUCAAGUUGCAGUUUUGCCUAAGAAGCCCUCAAAGACAGCAGCAACUUACUUACAGGCAUCCCAGAAAAGAGUCUUGCUGAAAGUGAUCAGCUUUAUCAAGAGCUUUUGCAGGUACCGCAGAUUUAUGUCUAAUCCCAUUAAGCGCCAAGAAUUUGAAGAAUAUCUUCACCUGGAAGUACACAAUAGCAAGGAAAAUCUCUCCCCAUCACCAAACACAUCAGGACGCCCAACCUCAUAUUCCCCAAAUGUCCGGGGUGCAGACCUCGAGAAUGAAGAUAUAACCCUUUCGAAGCGCCGUAUACUUGGCCACAGGAUUAUCAUUGUCAACUUUGCAAUCAAUGAUUUAUAUUUCUUUUCUGAAAUAGAGAAGUUUAACAAUAUGGUGAGUUCAGCUCACAUGCUGCAGGUCAAACGGGCAUACAACGAGAAUGACUUGAUCCUAAUGAGGUCCAAAAUUAACAUCAUCCUAAAGCUCUACUUGCAUUCUGAGAUCCCUCCAAGGCUGAGGGUGAACAUCUCCGACUCCCAGAGGGAUGCCAUCCUUGCUGCAAUUUCAGACGGCUACCCAGAUCGGAACAUCUUCCACGGGGCUGUCUUGUCUAUCUUCCCCGUCAUUAUGUACUUCUGGAAAAGGUUUUGUUCCUGGAAGGCAACCCGCUUUUACUUCCAGUACAGCGGGAAGGACACAAAAACUCCUCCUAAACCUGAAUACAAGUACCCUCCUUUGAGUGGAGGAGACCACCCUGUCCUAAGAUUCACCUUGCUCAGAGGUUUUGAGUGGUUGCUGCCUCAACAGCGGGAAGCAAUAGCAAGUUCAGCCCAAAACUCUUCAUCUACCAAUGUUACCCCGUCAAGACAUGCACUCCCUGCCGUGCAGCUGUGUCCUGUCCCGGGACGAAAAUUACCGGGCACCAAAAAGGAAAAGAAGUAA